Molecule: messenger RNA, 219 nt
Organism: Lathyrus sativus (Indian pea)
Lineage: Eukaryota; Viridiplantae; Streptophyta; Magnoliopsida; Fabales; Fabaceae
Source: the annotation of a GenBank genome assembly
AUGAUUGUCGAAGCUUACUCCGCGUUGCUUCUAGCAUUUCUUUCCACUGAAAGCAAGAGCAUCCGCGAAUCAAUUGCUGACAAUCUUCCAGAUCACAACUUGGCCAGUCUUGUACCUGUGUUAGACAGAUUUGUGGAAUUUCAUCUGUCCUUGGACAUAAUUUCACCAGAGACUCAUAAAACUGUUAGCGAGGUCAUCGAAUCAUGUAGAAUUCGGUGA